Messenger RNA from Microtus oregoni (creeping vole), 1720 nucleotides. It is a transcript of the gene Tmem171, whose product is annotated as transmembrane protein 171. The transcript is spliced from 4 exons. NCBI's taxonomy places the organism in Eukaryota, Metazoa, Chordata, Mammalia, Rodentia, Cricetidae. The coding region runs from base 673 to 1647 and encodes 324 amino acids. The record is from RefSeq and is a predicted model, not a curated record.
CCCUGUUGUAGAAAGCUCUCUGCGGGGCUCUAGCUCUGGUGACUCCCACGUCAAGGUCUCAGAGCAGUAGAAGGGCCAUCUCUGCCUUCUGAGUGGCAGUGGCAGCGGACGGCGGGAUCCGGCUCAGCCGCGGAUUGGGGUCCUAGGCUUUCUCUGUUGCUCUCUCCUGUUCUCAGCUCUUCCGCAGCUCCAGGAGCUCGACACCUAGGCUGCAAAGAAACCGGUGCCCCUCCCAGCUGCCCGCCACGUAGCCCCGGCUGCCAGGGGGACAAUCUCAACUCUGGUACCCCCAGCUCGGUGGAGCGUACCAAUCUGCUUCUCCACCCCACCCCCGUCCCUCUCGUGCACCGCCAAGUCUUACCGCCCCUAGUUCUGCGCUCGGGCGCUUUGCGCCCAGGCCCCAGGAGGGCAACACCCGGCGACGGCCAGCUCCCACCGGUCAGCCCUGCCCUGCCCCGCCCGGCCGCCGUGCCCGCGGACCAGGCACCGCCCGGCCCUGUGCACACGGAGGCGGCCCUUCUUCCGCGCCCGGACGCGCAGAGGGUGUGCGUGGAAGCCAGGCGUGCGGCGGAGAGUCCCAGGAUCAGCUCAGAGCCUAAAGCUGCGGAAGAGAAGGAAACGUAUUUCCCCUUCACGUCGGAGAACAGCUAAGGAGCCUUUUCUUUUCUGGCCAUGUCUUCCAUAGGAACAACUGAGCCAGAUAGGGACCAGAGGGACACGCAUGUCAGCAAGCUCAUUUUCUUCCUCUUCAUCCUCGGUGCCGUCCUGUUGUGUGUGGGAGUCCUGCUCUCCAUCUUCGGCUACCAGGCAUGCCAAUAUAAUAGGCCCCUCUCACACUGCAGCAUGGUGCUAAAGAUUGCUGGGCCGUCGUGUGCCGUGGUGGGGCUUGGGAUUGUGAUUCUGGCCCGCUCCCGGGCACGCCUGCACCUGCGGGAGGAGCAGCGGCGAGGCCACCAGGACCCUGACCAAUCCUUCGUCUGUGGGGAGAGCCGCCAGUUCGCCCAGUGCCUCAUCUUCGGGUUCUUAUUCUUGACCAGUGGCAUGCUCAUCAGUGUGCUGGGUAUUUGGGUGCCCGGAUGUGGCUCAGAAUUGGGACCGGAGUCCAUGAAUGAGACGGACAUUGGAGAACCAGAGCCCCAGAUCUGCAGCUUCCUGUCUCUGCAGAUCAUGGGGCCGUUGAUUGUGCUUGUGGGACUGUGUUUCUUUGUGGUGGCCCAUGUUAAGAAGAAAAAUAACUUGAGUUCCAGCCGAGAUACCUCUGAUAUGGAAGGGGGACACGCCCACAGUAUGGAGCCUGUCCAUAUCACUGUAGGUGACUCGGUGAUAAUAUUUCCGCCCCCUCCACCGCCUUACUUUCCUGAGUCUUCGGCAGGCACUCGACCUCCUGGGCCUAACGGUUUGCACCACAAUGAAAACCCACCUUCCUAUUCCAGUCUUUUUAACUAUGGGAGGUCCCCAACUCCUGAGAUCCAGGGCGCAGCCUCUGAGAGAGAACGGGAACUCAUAUACACCAUAUCUGGACCGGGGUCACCCUCCGAGAGCUCACACCCUGGACAUCUUCCGCUGGAUCUGCCCCCUAGAUACGAAGAGAAAGAAACUGCCCUAGCCACACCCUCAGAUGCACCUUCUGAGCCGUCCCCACCAUGAAUUAUGGACUACAGUUUUAUACAUUUCAUGGAUUGUUAUUUUAUUUAAUUUUUUAAUAAAACAUACAAUAACA